Molecule: messenger RNA, 1821 nt
Organism: Fonsecaea erecta
Lineage: Eukaryota; Fungi; Ascomycota; Eurotiomycetes; Chaetothyriales; Herpotrichiellaceae
Exons: 3
Coding region: 1-1821 (606 amino acids)
Biological process (GO): lactate catabolic process
Cellular component (GO): mitochondrion
Molecular function (GO): D-lactate dehydrogenase (NAD+) activity; FAD binding; D-lactate dehydrogenase (cytochrome) activity
Source: RefSeq, a predicted model, not a curated record
AUGUCGGACUCAGCCUCGUCAGCGCAGGGGUCUAUCCCAGACCUCACAACUCGAUAUAGUGGCGUGCCUCGAAGACUCACCCAGGAGGCCAUCGAUGCCAAAGCCAGACUGUAUUCCCAGAAGACACUUCCGGACAGUGUGCCCCGAAGCAGAGUUGCACUGCCACCGGACGUCAGUAGGGAGAGUUUCGAUCGGGCUGUCGCAGAGUUGAAGAAUGACCUUGGGGAUGAGAAUGUUCAGGUCAAUGACGGGCCACUCGUCGACGGGUGGUAUAUGGAGCAUCCAAACACCCACGACGCAUAUCACAUCGCCGACCAAGAAGAGCUGAUAUGUAGUGCCAUGGUGUAUCCUUGCAGCACAGCUGAAGUCCAAACCGUGGUGAGAUGGGCGAACAAGCACAAGAUCCCCAUCUAUCCGAUCUCUAUGGGCCGGAAUAUUGGAUAUGGAGGAGCAGCUCCCCGUAUUCCCGGGUCUGUUGUUGUUGAUCUCGGUCGGAGAAUGAACAAGAUCCUCAAUGUGGAUGCGGACAACGCAUCUUGUGUGGUGGAGCCCGGGGUUUCGUAUUUUGCGCUGUACGAGGAGAUUCAGCGAAGGGGAUUGCCGCUGUGGAUUGACUGUCCCGAUCUUGGGGGCGGUAGCGUCCUUGGAAAUGCCAUCGACCGCGGUGUUGGUUAUACUCCUUACGGCGACCACUUUGCCAACCACUGUGGCAUGGAGCUGGUGCUGCCGACAGGGGAGCUGCUCCGGACUGGCAUGGGCGCGAUGCCAGGCAAGGACGGUGCCGACAACCCGACGUGGCAGUCCUUUCAAGCAGCCUACGGACCCUACGUCGACGGCAUCUUCAGCCAGAGCAAUUACGGCAUCGUCACCAAGAUGGGCUUUUGGUUGAUGCCCGAGGUCGGCCACCAGUCGUACAUGAUCACCUUCCCUCGCGAGGAAGACUUUGAGCAGAUCGUCGAGAUCAUCCGGCCACUGGCACAGAAGCGAAUUCUGGGGAACAUCCCCCAACUGAGGCACGUCAUCCAAGAACUGGCCGUGAUGGGCAAGCCCCGGUCGUUUUGGUAUAACGGCAGAGGCAGGAUGCCGCGGGACGUGAUACGGGAGAAGGCCUCCCAGCUGGCCUGCGGCGACUGCUCGUGGGUCUUCUACGGCACGCAGUACGGCGACCCGACCUCGAUCGCGGCCCAGCUCAAGAUCAUCAAGGCCGAGUUCGGGAAGAUCCCGGGCAGCCGGUUCAUGUUACCUACCGACGUGCCGGCGGACCACUAUCUCCACUCGCGCGUCCAGGUGUGCAGCGGUGUGCCGGUGCUCAAGGAACUCGACUGGCUUAAUUGGGUGCCCAACGCGGCGCACCUGUUCUUCUCGCCCAUCUCACCUACCAAGGGCAAAGACGCGAGCUUGAUCCACCGCACCAUCACGCAGCUGCACGAGAAAUGGGGGUUCGACGUGUUUCCGACCAUGUGCGUGGCGGGCCGCGAGAUGCACUACAUCGCCAACAUCGUCUACGACCGCGCCGACGCCGAUGCCAAGCGCCGCGCCACGGGCCUAAUGCGCGACAUGAUCCGCGCCGCCGCCCGCGAGGGCUACGGCGAGUACCGCACCCACCUCCUCUUCGCAGACCAGGUCGCCGAGACGUACAGCUGGGGCGGCGGCGCGUUGCGCAAGUUCAAUGAGACCAUCAAGGACGCUCUCGACCCGAAUGGCAUCCUGGCGCCGGGGCGUAAUGGCAUUUGGGGCAAGAGAUUCCGGGGCAAGGGGUGGGAGAUCUUGGACGGGGAUCAGAGGAAUUUGUUGAGCGAGGGCGUAAAGCCGAAGUUGUAG